Molecule: messenger RNA, 5718 nt
Organism: Etheostoma cragini (Arkansas darter)
Lineage: Eukaryota; Metazoa; Chordata; Actinopteri; Perciformes; Percidae
Gene: lrrc4cb
Product: leucine rich repeat containing 4C, genome duplicate b
Exons: 2
Coding region: 1007-2902 (631 amino acids)
Biological process (GO): regulation of axonogenesis; synaptic membrane adhesion; modulation of chemical synaptic transmission
Cellular component (GO): plasma membrane; glutamatergic synapse; postsynaptic density membrane
Molecular function (GO): cell-cell adhesion mediator activity
Source: RefSeq, a predicted model, not a curated record
CCCGUGGCAGAAAGAAAGAACCCGCUUUAUUUGGAACACCGGAUGAUGAUGCUGCUGCCACACCAGCCGGAUCGGACACAGUCUCCCCGACAAGCGGAAUUAUUACUAAUAGCUUCGCUUAUGUAAUCAAUACACCGAAUUGCUUUUGGGGGGUGGGUGGGGGGGAAACAGCAUCCCGUGGAUCCUUCCCAUUCUAUUUCAUAGAAAAUAUCCUACUGUAUGCCAUAUGCUCUGCGAUUUUUAGAGCAGCCUAUGGCAAACCCAUUUGUCCUGAUGCGACGCGUGUGAUGGUUGCAGUGGGACGGAUAUCCUUAAUUUGAUCCAAUAGGCGUUCUCAGGAUUUGUUGUAGGACGCUUCUGCACCCCUAUCUGCGCUGACCCUAACAAUGCUUUAAAUAGGUAGUUAAUAGUCAUAUAUGUCCAUGGUUUUGUUAAUUUUGAGUGAAUGACACUCGCAAAAAAAAAAAAAGAUUGACUAGUAAAUCCAAGUGAAUUAGUCCACCUCGGUUGUAUAUGUACAGUAUAUUUUUUAUUUUUUUGUGAAAUUUGAUUUAGCGAUCUUUCACGGGAGGAAACCACCAGUGGGAGUACAUUUUGGACUGUGACUGGUUUGGGGGAGAGAAGGGCCUAUACAGACUUGAUCCCCCCCCCAUUAAAAACUCUGCAGGAUUGCAUCCUCUUCAGUCCGGAGGAAUAUCUUCAAGUCCAGGGGGUUGCUGCUCCUCUGAGGGCUUUCAUCGGCGCUCAUUGCAUCCGAGGGAAUGGUGGCCGCACCGCAGAUCCACGCAACUCUUUCUCAAUGUUUCGCAGGCAAGCAUCUUGACUUGUGAUCGAGAGAGACGCGGACUGCAGCAGCCUCCAAUCCCUUUCACAUGGAGAUUUGUGCCUCGCUCGUACAAAUCUUGAAAACGGGGACCGUGGCCCUGCUGGUUUUUCCUUUACUGUUCUCAACGUCGAUUUCAUUUAUUCGAGAAAAUGCAGAACACGAACAGCAGAUGAACUAUGAAUGCUGAACACAAUGAUUUCUUCCCUCCAGCGCCAGACAAUGAGAGGUCAUAGGCUGAAGGGGGCGCUGUCCAACCCCCUCUUUGUGCUGCUUUUGGCCCUCCAGAUCCUGGUGGUGGCUGGACUGGUUCGCGCUCAGACCUGUCCUUCUGUCUGCUCAUGCAGCAACCAGUUUAGCAAAGUAAUAUGCACCCGACGCAGUCUGCGGGACGUCCCAGAUGGCAUUUCCACCAACACUCGCUACCUGAACCUCCAGGACAACCUCAUCCAGGUCAUCAAGGUGGACAGUUUCAAACAUCUGCGCCAUCUGGAAAUCCUGCAGCUGAGCAAGAACCACAUCCGCAGCAUUGAAAUUGGCGCCUUUAAUGGACUGGCCAGUCUCAACACCUUGGAGCUCUUUGAUAAUCGGCUCACAACAAUCCCCAAUGGAGCAUUUGAGUACUUGUCUAAGCUGAAGGAAUUGUGGCUACGGAACAACCCCAUCGAAAGUAUACCAUCUUAUGCCUUCAACCGGGUCCCCUCGCUUCGAAGGCUGGAUCUAGGUGAGCUCAAACGUCUCUCCUACAUUUCGGAUGGAGCCUUCAAGGACUUGAGCAAUCUGCGCUACCUGAACCUGGGUAUGUGCAACCUCAAGGAGAUCCCCAACAUCUUACCUUUGGUCAGACUUGAAGAGCUAGAAAUGUCAGGAAACCAGCUCUCGGUUGUCAAGCCCAGCUCCUUUUUAGGUUUAGUGAACCUCCAAAAGCUGUGGAUGAUGCAUGCCCAGAUCCAAACAAUUGAGAGGAAUUCCUUUGAUGAUCUUCAGUCACUGGUUGAGCUCAACCUGGCUCACAACAACCUUACCUUUUUACCACAUGACCUCUUCACACCAUUGCAUCGCCUGGAGCGGGUCCACCUCCAUCACAACCCUUGGAACUGUAACUGUGAUAUCUUGUGGCUCAGCUGGUGGCUGAAGGAGGCAGUACCCGCCAACACUAGCUGCUGUGCCCGUUGCCAUUCUCCUGCAGUCUUUAAAGGUCGCUACAUUGGGGAAUUGGACCACAGCUACUUCCAGUGUGAUGUUCCUGUCAUUGUGGAGCCACCCAGUGACUUGAAUGUGACAGAAGGCAUGGGUGCAGAGCUUAAAUGUCGUACCAGCUCGCUGACAUCCAUCAGCUGGCUUACACCAAAUGGUUCUUUGGUGACACAUGGGGCUUACAAGGUGCGUUUGUCUGUACUUAAUGAUGGGACACUGAACUUCACUAGCGUCACAAUGCAGGACACUGGGACUUACACCUGUAUGGUAAGCAAUACAGCAGGCAACAUUUCUGCCUCUGCUGUGCUUAAUGUCACUUCUGUGGAAAACAGUGGAGUGACCUAUUUUACCACAGUCACCGUGGAGACCAUUGAGACUCCGGGGGAUGAUAGCCAAACGCCGCUUCCCCCAUUUGGCUGGGUCUCAUCCUCUACAACAAAAGGGACUCCUGUUUCAACCCGGACCACAGAGCGGACUUAUACAAUUCCAGUUCUUGAUCUGGAUGGAGAGGGAGCCCUCAAUGGCCUAGAUGAGGUUAUGAAAACCACCAAGAUUAUCAUAGGCUGCUUUGUGGCCAUCACACUUAUGGCUGCUGUUCUGCUGGUUAUUUUCUACAAGAUGAGGAAGCAGCAUAACCAGCAGGAUCCUGAUGGCCCUGCCUCCUCCAUGGAGGUCAUUACAGUUGAAGAAGAGCUUGCAGGUGUCGCUGCCAUGGAGAGACACCUAACCCUGCCCCCUCUGGAGCACUACAACCACUACAACACCUACAAGAACACUUACCACCAUGCUCCUAUGCUCAGUACCAUACACAGCUCAACCACACAGGAACCUUUACUGAUUCAAGCCUGCUCAAAAGACAAUGUACAAGAGACCCAAAUCUGAUCUCGAAUUUAAAUAAACAUACAGUAUCAACGUUUCAUACGUGGCAUUCAAUGGACCAAAACGUGAAGAUAAAAGAAGUCAAAAUGACACUGACUUGACAGAGUUGACGUCGAUAAAUCAGCAUUUGGCAAAUGGACAACAUAUGAUACUUUAACAAGUGUCUUUACAAAAACAAAGAUUAUUUAUUAAAAGUAUGUCUAGUGGCUAAAUGAUGAAAAACAAUUUGUGAUAGCUUUCUAGCUCGGUUUAUUUCUCUGUCUCUCUCUCUCUCUCUGUGUAACACUGCACAAAGGGAAAGAAUGGUUUUCUUGAAGUGAAUGUGUAAGGUAUAACAUGCAGUUCAUUGGAAACCACUGACAUUGGCCUUAAACUAAACUUAAUGCAAUGCCAAUUACUUUAAUAUUUGGAUUUUACCUGAUAAUAAUGUGUUUUGUUGAGGGGCAUUGCUUUAGUAUUUAUACACAUUUAUUUACUAGUUGUUCAGCAUACCAUGUCUAAUUUAGAGGAGCUUUAUGAAGACAAAAGAAAAAAUGGGUUUAUUUUCAUUGCCAUCAUAUUCUAACUGUCACUCAUCACAAAAUGAGAUCUCUUAAUAACACAGCUCUGGGCGAUAUCACAGUGAAGCCAGCAUGCCUGAGGAGCAAAGCAGUCAAAAAGAGCAGCUGUGCAUUUCCCCUGUGGCUCCUAAACAACAGCCAUACAUCCUUCACUUUAAUUAAGAUUAAGUUCUUGCUCCCACUCCUCCUCCUACCUUUUCUUCACACUUCAACCUUUACUACUUUUCUCCUACCCCUCCUCUCCUCUUCUUCCAUGUCUGAGUUCUCCAUCUUCCCUGUCAAUCCUCUCUCUGCUCUCUCCCCACUAUCAUUUCCUCCAUGUCCUUUUGCUUCUUUGAUUGUCUCUCUGUCACUUAUCUCAGGCACGUUUCUCACCCCUCUCCAUGUCUCAUUUGUCACGCUUUAUCUGCCGGCAUGUGCUGCACGACGGCAGAAUAUUGCUUGGGAAAAUGAAGGGGAGCAUAAGGAUGCUGUCUGUAGCAUCCCUGUUAACCCAGUAAUGAUCUACGUCCACUCAGUGUCCCGUUACCUUGCCAUCACCCCAGGGUCACACGAGCUCAGGCGCUGAUAGUCCAUCUGUUAUACACAUAAAGAGGCAAAUGAGGCUGCUUUGUAAUGUAGUGUGACCCUGUCAGACGAACGCAGACGGGACUAACAUAGUCAGUGAAGCAGCUAGGAACCUGCAACAAAAUAAGGGGGAGAUGGGUUAGAUCUCAUUAAUCUGUAUCAGCAAUUCAUUUGGAGACUAACAGAGGAAAGCUGAUAACAAAACAGCGUGAGACUUUUCCACUAUCGGUGUGCCAAACAUCUAAAACAGGGUGGAGGCCUUUGAUAUUGAAGCGACCCCUGCUCGUUCUCAUUUUUGUCACGGAAAAACACACACACUUUGAUGUUGCAUCAUUUAUAGGCCAUCAAAACACUGUCUCUCCUCUAGUCUGUUUACGCUUUGAUUUUUCAUUUAGUCUUUCAAAGAGGAAGGCUUAAGGAAGAGGGAGGUAGGGAUGAAAAGUGAAGAACAGUUGGUGGGGAGGCGGGAGCCAGAGCCACAACAGUCACGAGGGGUCUUCAAACAGAUAUAUUUCAGAUAUGAAGGGAGUGGAGUGAAAAAAUAUAAGGACUAAGGAGGCAAAACUAGCCAUCACACUGUCGCCAUGGAAACAGUGACCUUGUGCAGAAAGUAAGAAGAGGUAGAUAUGGUUGUUGCUUUGGUCCCUGUGCAACAAGCAUAUUUUAAUUUCCCACAGGCGAUUUCACAAAUGCACCAGAUUAUCGACCAAUUUGGCAAAAGGGAGUCUGUAUUUACAAAUGGUUUGGAUGGGAUUUGGACCUGCACAUGACAAUUUCCGUUAUUUUUAAUGAAAUAUCACUGCAUGAUGUGAAAAUUUCAACAUAAUUUUCCAGUAGCUCUACUCGCCUUAUCAAUUUUCCUCUCAGUCAAGACAGCUUCCACAGCUUAUAGCCGAGUAAAGCACUGUCAAUCAAACCAAUGCAUAUGCUUCUUAUCAGUCAGUCUCCUAAAUGUAUUCUUUUAUCCAAUACAAUAAUGGUGGAAUGGUGGCAUCAAAACAUACAUUUAAAGACCGGUCGUGUCUGUUGAGGUGGUAGAGACAUUUUAAAUUGUAAGUGGAGAAGGAACAAUUGAAAGCUAUUCAUGCCUUUCAUUGAGUGUGAAUGACGAGAAUAGUACCGUAAAUGGUGACGUCAUAGAGUGAACCAUUCUUUCCCUUUCCACUCUUUUCUUUUUCAAUGCUCAAUUCCUUUUCAACGCUUUUGGUGGCUUAAUGAUUCAAUGUUGAUGCUGGCUACAGUAAAAAAAAUUAAAAAAAGUUUGAGUUUUUUUAAUAUAUAUACAGUAUAUAUGUGGAUGAGGGUUGUGAGUUAUCCAGAAUGAAUGGAAUAUCUCUGUAUUGGUAUUUCCCUGAACAGGACGGCUUUAGGUGGAGAGAUAUUUGAAUGCCAGAGUGAAAUUACAGUAAGGCUGACCUGCAGAAUGUUGGACUUGAAAUACCAGCAGAGUGAGCUUGACUUUUGUGCAAAACCCCAAGCCAAGGUGAUCAUAUUCGUGUGUGUUAUUCUGCCAACUGUCUAUGUAUAGGGAGGGUUACUGUAUGUGUGAAUAUUCUCUCUCAUUUUUGGAGAGAAUAAUCAUCAAAUGGUUAAAUUUCUACAAAAAAAAAUAUUUUCAAAAACACAACGCAAAGAAAAGAUCUUCUGAUCAUAAUUUUACAUGUGCUUCAAUUGUUCAAAAAAAUCUAAAAA